Messenger RNA from Chara braunii, 7442 nucleotides. The record is from the annotation of a GenBank genome assembly. NCBI's taxonomy places the organism in Eukaryota, Viridiplantae, Streptophyta, Charophyceae, Charales, Characeae.
GGGGUCCUCUGUCCCAUCGUCUCUUAUAACAGGAAGAUUGAAGUCGAAGGUGGUUGGCGAAGAUGCCAGAAGGGAUGGCGGACGGUGGGAGGAAGCUCGUGACUCUCGAUGACCUCAUCGAUGCCCUCGACAAGCGUGAAAGGGCGCCAAGCAAUGUCCCAAAGGUCGAGACUUUUCACUUCAAGGGGGACAAGGUAUCCGACUGGUUGGAUCGGACAGAACAGGCACUGGUGGGACUGUCAGAUGAGGUCAAGCUCCAGCGGGUCCUGAGGUACGUCCUGCACAACCACCAUCGGGAAGUGACUAAGGUUGUGGAUGCCGCCGGUGGCAGUUGGACAAAGUUUGGGGAUCUAAUGCGAAGGAAGUACAGGCUGGGGGACGGCCUGUUGACCAUGGCCGACUUGGAGGCCAUGAACAAGGAAGACUUCUCUACCAUUGGGGCGUUCGUGCACGAGUUUAAGAAAAGGGCGAGAAAAGUUCACAAAAUUUAUGAGGAGGCGCAGUGCGCCACAUUUCUGGGACUGCUUACGGGCUCGGAGGCCACCGAGCUAACCAAGCAUGGGGAAGGGAGCGAGAGGCUCACCUGGACAACCAUUGACAAGGGAGUGGAAGAAGGGAGUCUAUACCAGGUGGAACAGCACCAAAUAAGGCUGCAAAGGCGCAAGAGGAAGGAGAGGGAUGCUACCGCAUCCGGGACCCCAGGGGUAAAAAGAAUCGUCACGGAUGUGUUGGCAUCACUAGGGUAUGACAAUGAAGCGGAGAUACAGAAAAGAGGGGUGCCAGUGGCCCAAGGCCGGGCGUCAGGGGCAAUAGAGGAGCAGGCUGGGCAAGAAGACUACGGCGGAGGGGAGACAGGCUCCCAGGCCCACGUGGGGCACAUGGUCCCCUAUUCAGGCCCAUCAGCAAGUAUGGGAACCCCGAGCUACCUGGCGACUCAAAGCCAGCCUGUGGCUCAACCGCCACCCUCCCAGCAGGCCUCGCAAGCUAGUGUGGCCGGGGGAGGGGGCCAAGGACCAGGCGGGCAGGGCAAUGGAGGCCGGGGCCAAGGGGGUAGAGGAGGGGGCGGCCGGGGGCGAGGAGGAAAUGGAGGAGGUAAUGGAGGAGGUUGGAAUGGUCAAGGGCGUCAGAACCAAGGUGGCCAAGGCAACCAGGGAGGAGGCCAAGGGUAUGGGAGGCCCCGCUUCGACUGGCGGAACGCAACUUGUUGGCAUUGUGGCGAGGUGGGCCACACUGUACGAUUCUGCCAACAGCGGCGGGACGACGAGUUGGCAGGAUUAAUCUCCACCUAUAUGGACGGGGAUAUAUACGACCGGUGGGGAAAGCACAUUGAUCCCAAGACCCCGGGAGGAAUAAGGCAGGAAGCCCUCAGGCGGGCAGCGUCAGGGCCUCCAGCAGCCCCAACAAUGUUUAGGAUAUGGCAGGAAGGCAAGACCCCGGCGAAGAAGUACGCGGUCUGGGUGGAGGAAGGCUUUGACGUGGAGCGAAUGGUGGAUAAGCUCCUAGAGGGCCAUAACGAUCUGAUGAACUUAAAGGACAUUUUGGCCUCAGCACCGAGGCUCCGGGGCGAGCUGAAAGGGCGGCUUUCGCGGAGGUUAGUGCCCAAUGCCCACCUGAGUUCAAUCCUGCCCAGGGAGAUAGAGUGGACAGAGGCGGGCACCAGGAUGGAUUGGAAAUGUGUGGCGUGUGGGUUGGUGGACCUGAAGGUGAGGGACCAGCCGAGCAUUGCAAUGGUGGACACGGGCGCGGAGAUGAAUAUCAUCCGGGAGCGGGACGCGACAAUGUUAGGGUUGGAAGUUGACCAUUCGGACCAUGGUGUGCUGCAUGGCGCCAACUGCAAGGCCAUUUUCUGCGGCACCGCGUCUAAUGUGAUGGUGGAGAUUGGGAGAGUAAGGGCGCGAACGUGCUUCUUCGUCAUGCCCGAUGUUGACCACCCCAUCCUUCUAGGGAGGUCGUUCCUCUGCCGAACGAAGACCCUAGUCUUCAACAGGCAUGAGGGGACGAUGAUCCUGGCUCUAUCUGAUCCGGCUUGCGGAAACUAUGAAAUCAUCAAGUGUCGGAACACAGGGCCCGGAAGUGGGAGGAACAGGCUCAACCUCGGCUCCUUUACCUUCGAGGAGUCAGAGUACGCGCGACGGAGACUCCGGGAGGAGCAGGAGGAGGAAGGAGCAGGCGAGGUGUUGUCCCUGAGCCUUAAUGAUGUAAAUAAGGCAAUGGAGGUGGUGGCGGCGCAUGAUAUGGCGGACCCGGAGGCUAUAAAGGUGUUGAGGGAGCAGGCAGGGCCGUGCCGCAUCAAGGAUGAGAAUGAGGAAGGGUUGAUAAUUGGCGAGCCUGGCUUCCUUUCUCCCCAGGAAAGGACCUUGAUGGUGGAGACCAUGAAGAGGAGGCAUUGCGCGUACGCGUUUAAUGAUGCCGAGCGUGGGAGGUUGGACGUGGAUAAGAUCCCGAUGAUACGAAUCCAUACCGUCCCACACGAGCCGUGGAACCUGAGGGGCGCGCGGUACCCGAAUCCGGAUGAGGAGAAGAAGGUGGUGGAUUACUUGGAUGGGAAGAUGAGGAUGUACGUGGCGGAUUACUCCAGUGGACCGUAUGCUUCCCCCUGGGUUUGUUUUAUCAAGCCGAACGGAACGUUGCGGUGGGUGCAGGAUCUGCAACGAUUGAAUGCAAUGACGGUGCGGGACGCGGGAGGGUUGCCUCACGCGGACGCUCUGUCAGAGUCAAGCGCAGGAAGACCUAUAAUCUUACUUAUAGACCUUUACUCUGGGUAUGACCAGUUUCCUGUGUACCCACCGGAUAGGCUAGUGCCGGCGCUGCAUACGCCAAGUGGGCUGAUCCACACGAACGUGGCACCUCAGGGGUGGACUAAUGCGGUGGCAAUGGUGCAAAGGCACAUGAUUAGGGUCAUGCAGACAGUUAGUCCACAUAUCACUCAGCCCUACAUUGACAACUUGGCGGUCAAGGGUCCAAAGGAGAAGGAGGAAGACGAAGUGAUGCCAGGAGUGAGGCGGUUUGUCUGGAAGCACGUCCAGGAUAUUGAUCAAGUUCUGGGUCUGCUGGAAGAGCACAACCUGACGGCGAGUGGCCCCAAGUCGAAGCAUUGCAUGAGGGAGGCCACGAUUCUGGGCUUUGUCUGCAACGAGAAAGGGCGGAGGCCAGAUGUGAAGAAGACGGACAAGAUCCUGGAGUGGCCAGUCCCCUUCCAGUCAAUAACGGACGUGAGGAGCUUUCUUGGGACCUGCGGGUUUUGGAGGAGUUUUGUGAAGGAUUUCGCCACCAAGACGGAGCAUUUAAGAAAGCUGGUGCGUCAGGAUCAAGAAUGGGUCUGGGGCGAGGACCAGGAGAAGGCUGUGGAAAAGAUGAAGGGAGAGUUCAGGGAAGGAGGUUUGGUGCUGGGAGCGCCGAACUACGAGGUCACGGAGGAGAAGCUAUUCGUUGUCGAGACGGACGCUGGGCCAACUGCCUUAGGAGGAGUCCUGAUUCAGGCGGAUGUUGAUGGGAAGGAGAGGCCGCCGAGGUUUGAAAGUCGCACCCUCAAUACGACUGAAAGGAAUUACUCCCAGUUUAAGAAGGAGACGUUGGCGGUACUCCAUUGCCUAAGGACCUUCCGAAACUAUAUCUUUGGCAAGCGGCUCAUCUUGAGGGUGGAUCCUAUCGCGCUGGCGAGUUCCCUGAAAAGUUACACUCCAUCUGACCCAACCAUCACGAGGUGGUUGACUUACAUUUGGAUGUUUAACUUUGAGUUGGAGAGGAUUCCCGGGGACAAGAACAGGGCAGAUGGAUUGAGCUGUAUCAACUGGGACAGGGCGAAUCAAGAAUCAAUUGAGGAUACCCUACCAGUUGAUGGGUUCUUGGACCAGGAGGAGGACGUCCGCCUCCUUAUAAAUGAAUGGUCGCUGAGGGUGCCUAGCUGCGUCACGCAUCCUAUAUGGCUAGCACCAAGGGGGUAUGAGCAGAAGGAGGAGUUGGUCCUCAAGCCCUUCCAGGAAGAAGAUCCGUGGGGGAGUAGGGAUGGGAACUUGGACCAGAGGAGCGCAACCAGCUUAGAGGAGAACGAACUUCUCAUUCCUGAGUGCCAGGACGACGAGUUCGAAGAAGGAGAGAUUAGGGAGGUCUUCCGUGCUGAGGAGUAUGACGGAAUUUAUCGGGAGUUGGGGUUACUCCUGUCUUACGAAAUGAGGGAUAGGGACGCAAGUGCCAAAGCCCAGAAGAUGAGACAUCUCUAUGUGGUAAGAGAUGGCCAUCUGUUCAUAAAGCGACAAGUUGGGAACCCAAAGAGGAUCGUAUGUGGGAGAAACCGUCAGAUCGACGUCAUAGCAGCCUUGCACGAUGGUAUAGCGGGGGGGCACAGAGGGGUUAGUGCCACGUGCGCAAAGAUAAGUGAUCUAUACCAUUGGGAUGGGAUGCUGACUAUGGUCAUCAAGUACUGCCAGUCCUGUGUACCUUGCCAACAGAGGUCGGCGCAAAGGCCUUGGGAGCCUCUGCACCCCAGGUUGGAAAGGGAAGUGGGUGGAAGUAGCUAUAUCUUCGACGCACUGGACAACCUUACCGGGUUCGUGGAUGGUCGGGCUAUUCAUACGAAGACUGACCCAGUUUUAGCGAGGUGCAUCGAAGAAUACUACCUGCGCUAUCCAUUUGUCAGAGAGUUUGUGAUGGACCGGGUGUCGGAGUUCACUUGUAAUGAGGUGCAAACCUUGCUUGCAGGGUAUGGCGUGGUAGCAAAUUACACUACUGCCACGCACCCCCAGGCAAACACGCCUGUGGAGAGGGGGCAUAGUACCAUCACGAAUCUUCUGGCCAAAUGGACUGAAGGAAAGCCUAACCAAUGGCCGAAAUUCCUGAGAGAAGCAUUCUUCGUGGAAAAUGUUACAGUGAAAAGGACUACCAAGUAUGCGCUAACCACACUAUGGUACGGAAGGCAUGCCACCUUUCCCAUAGAAAGCUUUAUGAAGACGUGGAGGCGCCAGGAUCUGGAAGUGAACCUGUCCUUUGAGGAGCUGCUCGAUAUACGAGCACGGCAGAGGUUGAGAGCUUCCCCUAGGGGGCGUGAUGGCAUGCCCAUUCGAUUGGAGGAGGGAAACGCAGAUGAGUUCAUCCCCGCAUAUGAGCACUACAUGUUGAGUCUGGGGGUUGCGCAGGGGGAAUGGGUGCAGGCCCUACUUAUCUGGACGAGGCAAGCAGAGAAGCAGACGGUCAAGCAGAUUCAGGAGAGGGCUCGAGACUGGGAGGACUGUGAGGCCCAGCUUAGGAGGGCGUUCGGACGGCCACAGCACGAGAGGCACGAGCCUAGGGUUGAGAGGCGACGGCGAAGCAAAAGGCCAAGGGAACCAGCACCGAGAGAGGCAGGGCUGGCCAGAGAGGGGAGGGGAGCCCCAGCCCAGCGGGAGGAUGAGCCCAUAGGGCUCGCAUUGGCAAGGGAGUCGUUCCCUGCUUGUGGCCUCCGGGCGGUUGAGUUUCGGCGGAUUACGAGCGAGGAGUUGAGGCCGCCCUCGCCAUUGCCAUCAACGCAGGAGCUGGACAUACCAAGAGAGACGCCAUUCCGAAGCUUAGCGACUCAUCUCGAUGUAUCCCAAUGGGAGGCCUCACGCCUGGGAGAGGGCUCAGUUGAGCCGGCAUGCUACGUGCCACUGGAGGAGCCCCUCGACCAUGAGAUGGAGACAGACAUGCGAGACCGAGAGGAGCCGCAGGAUCAUGAGAUGGCAGCCGAGCGGCCGGAUCCGGUACGACCUCAGGGCAGAGAGGUGAUCACGGUUGGGGACGAUACCCCUCCAUGUUCCCCAGCUCCAGAGCCAGCACAGCGUUUAUGGCCAGAGGGGAUUCCUGAGCCAGACAGUGAGGAGAUCCCGGAGUUUCCCCCUGAGGCCACCGCGUUACCGGAGCAGGAGGCAGAGGCGGAGGGUCAGGGAGGAUGGAGGUGGAGGCAUCGACUUCAGGAGGUCAGGGGCCCAACAGAGACCCGUGAAGAGAAGUCCACCCGAGUGAGGGCCCGUCUAGACGAGAUACACGCAAGACAGGCUGAGAUGGAGGCGGCGGGGAUAGAGCCGACACCGCCGGUCGAGCCCAAAACGAGUGAGCAGAGGAUCGACGAGUUGUGGGCUAGGUAUGWGAGCCAGAGGGAUGCAGCCCGCCAGAGGUCACGAGAGGCAGGACGGGCGGACGAGGAGACGAGUGAGUUGAGAGAGAUGGGGGACCUGGGGUUCUCCGCGACCAGGCAGGCGAUUGAGCGCAUGGAUCGGAGGGUAUGCGAGACGACAGUCACAUCUUUCCAGUGGUAUAAUCUACUCAGCAAUGAGCUCAGGGUUAAGGAGCUGGAGGUAGAGCACCUGACUACUCAGCUUGCCGAGGAGAGGGCGAGGAGCCAGGCUAGAGAGGUUGAGUGGGAGAGGAGAUUUGGGGAGAUCGCGGCUGCUGUGGAUAGGCUCUCGGUAGCCUGGGAGGCUAGCCAGAUGGGGCGAGCCGGUGCCGAUGGAGAGGGUCGGGGGAUGCGCGCCUCGCCGAGCCAAGGAGCAACAGUGGAGGUCCCUCGACAGGGUGAGCCGAUGGAGGAGGUGCCCUUGGACGCAGUUGAGGAGGAGAAUGGCGCGCAGGAGUCGCUCAUGGCUAUGUCCACGGAGAGGAGAGUUUCGCGCUUGCAUGAGCUGGCGGCAGCCAUGAGGAUAGGCACUCCGCAGGAGGGGCCUCAGGGACUUGACGCUCCAGAGCAGGCCCCGAGAUUGGGAGAGUUGAGAGCGGAGCUGGGCUCCUGGGCCACGAAGACGGACUCAGGAGGGCCUGACUCGCGACUGCAGCAGCAGCAGGAGGUUACUAGUGAGCCCACUGCCAUGGUGGACUCUCAGCCGUCGGGAGUAUGUAGGGAUGAGGCGAUGAUGACAGAGAGGGCGCAUGAGGAGGGACCUCGAGAGUUGGAUACGCCAGAGCGCGGGCCAGAGAGUGUGGUUGCACGAGGGGGUGAGGGUGUUGAGGUUAUGGAGCCUGGACCUCAGGGCCAUGUGGGGUUGCCCUCGUGUCAUGAGGUGACUACUGAGACCGUGGGGAUGCCUUUGGCAUCGAGUUCGCAGGGGAGAAAGAAGAAGAUUGCCAGGUGGCACGAUACCUCCUGUUUUUGGUGCAAGGAGGGAGGGCAUAGAGUCGUGGACUGUCCAGAGCUCCUUGAGGAUAAGGCCAAGGGGCGAGUUGCGGAGGUCGACGGCAAGUUCUAUGACAGACAGGGCAGGAUAGUGGAGCGAGCUCCAGAUGGGGGCAGGGCUCAGUUGUAUAGGCAGAACCAGGAGGAAUUGUGUAAGUUGGGACCAGUCUGUCUAUAUAUUGGUGGGACUAGAGAUCCGUGACACACACAGGGCGGGGUUAGGGGUGUACAUAUUUUGAGUCAGUCGAGCGGGCCCUAGAUGUGUGUGUGCGUAGAAGUGGUGGGGUGAGUUUCUAUCCGAUUGUACAUAUGCGUUUGACUC